AUGUCUGAAAGAAAGGUCCUCACCAAGUACUACCCUCCAGACUUCGAUCCCUCAAAGAUUACAAGAUCACGCGCCCCCAAGCAGGCGGGUCCCAAAGUUCAAACCGUACGAUUGAUGGCACCGUUUCCUAUGAAGUGUACCGCCUGUGGGGAAUACAUCUACAAAGGUCGAAAAUUCAACGCGCGCAAAGAGACAACCGAGGAGAAAUACUACGCCAUUCCUAUUUACCGAUUCUACAUCAGAUGCACAAGAUGCUCGGGGGAGAUUACGUUCAAGACAGAUCCGAAGAACAUGGACUACGAAUGCGAAAGAGGCGCCAAGAGGAAUACUGAGCCAUGGCGAAUGAAUGGAGGUGGAAAGCAGGAGAGCGAUGAAGAGCGACUGGAUCGGUUGGAACGAGAGGAGGAAGAGAAGAAUGCUAUGGAGGAACUUGAGACCAAAACACUUGAUGCGAAGCGGGAAAUGGCUGUUGCAGACGCCUUGGACGAGAUACGCACACGAAACGCUCGGAAUGAAAGGAUGGGUAAAGAUGGGGUAGAGGUUACGGUUACGAGAGAGAGCAUUGACGAUGAGAAAAAGCGGCAGGAGGAGGAGGAUGCAGAGGCAGCUCGUAUAGCUUUCAUGCGUAGACAGGAAGCAAUGGAGGAGAUUAUUGAGGAGGAGGAUACUGCUGUAGAAGACGCUCUCAAAAUGCCACCACCAAGCUUUAAACGCGUGGUGAAGAAGAAGAAGGAUCAUUCUGUAGCGCUAGGAAUUAAGAAGAAGUUGAAGUGA
This is a messenger RNA of Glarea lozoyensis ATCC 20868, 774 nucleotides long. RefSeq lists its product as uncharacterized. NCBI's taxonomy places the organism in Eukaryota, Fungi, Ascomycota, Leotiomycetes, Helotiales, Helotiaceae. Gene Ontology annotation, biological process: mRNA splicing, via spliceosome. The record is from RefSeq and is a predicted model, not a curated record. Bases 1 to 774 code for a protein of 257 amino acids. The transcript has a single exon. Gene Ontology annotation, cellular component: U2-type catalytic step 1 spliceosome.